AUGGCUACUGGCACCGAGGAAAUCCAAAAGAUGUUUAUCUCUUAUAACAAUAUUCACAAAUCUUGCCAGAAGAUUGCGAAGCAAAUCAUGGAAAAAGGCGAAAGGCCAGACGUGAUCAUUGCUAUAACUGGUGGUGGCAUGAUUCCAGCUAGAAUAAUAAGAUCCUUUUUGAAAAGCAAGGGCCAGAAAAACAUACCCAUUCAGGCCAUUGGAUUAUCGCUCUACGAAGAUCUUGGCCUGGAUGAUCAUGCUGAAACUAUUGGGAAGGAAGUUAUCCGUACUCAGUGGCUGGACUUUGGCUCUCUAGAACAGCACUUUGACUCCCUUAUUGGCAAAAGGGUCUUGAUCGUCGAUGAAGUUGAUGACACCAGAACUACUUUGCAUUAUGCAGUAACUGAGCUUGAAAAGGAAGUCAAAGAGCAACAAAUUAAGCUCAGAAGAACGGACGAGGAGACUGUGUUUUCCAUUUUUGUUCUUCAUAACAAAGACAAGACUAAGAAGGCUGAUUUACCAGAUGACAUGAUGAAGAACGACCGCUAUUUGGCUGCUGAAACCGUCCCAGACGUUUGGUUGUGUUACCCAUGGGAAGCAAUUGACAUUGAGGAACAUACUAAACUUGCUAUUCAGCAAGGCAACAACUAA
Messenger RNA from Lachancea thermotolerans CBS 6340, 642 nucleotides. It is a transcript of the gene XPT1, whose product is annotated as xanthine phosphoribosyltransferase. The transcript has a single exon. The coding region runs from base 1 to 642 and encodes 213 amino acids. Lineage: Eukaryota; Fungi; Ascomycota; Saccharomycetes; Saccharomycetales; Saccharomycetaceae. The record is from RefSeq and is a predicted model, not a curated record. Gene Ontology annotation, cellular component: cytoplasm. Gene Ontology annotation, biological process: XMP salvage; hypoxanthine metabolic process; GMP salvage. Gene Ontology annotation, molecular function: hypoxanthine phosphoribosyltransferase activity.